GCUCGCAGAUGGACUUUGGGUUUGCAUUGCUCAUAUGCUAAUCGAGUUGAGCGGCAGUAUUUGCGGUAGUUUUGAAGGCGGAUCAGUCUUUCCUAAUCUAUUGACUUGUUAACGGAAUCUAUACACGGUGCUUUGUUGAACCGCAAAACGGAGGCAGGUUGCAGAUCUUACUCUUGCAGGAGCGCAGGGGAACACCACUGGAGAUCCUACACCCCUAGGGGUACAACAUUACCAGGACAGGGGUACAUUAUCCGUGCAGGGGUGCAUUAUCCGUGCAGGGGUGCAACAUUUCCUUUCAUAGCAGGACCACUUCAAAACUUACCAAGGCGCCAUGGAUCAGAUCAGAGCUGUACCGUGGAACCUUAAGAUACCAGCGAUGAGUAUCGCCUUAGUGGUGCAAUUAUUACUGAUUUCGUCAUCAAGCUACGCACAAUCAUCAGUCCCAUUCUCAGACGGCGGUGUGGGCCUACGCACAGACCUUACUACAGCAGACAGUGUAACGCAACCACCAGUGUCGUUCACUUCGAUAUCAACUGUUAUUGUGACUGUGCUUUCCACAUUGACGCCACCACCGUCACAAGAACCUCCAUCGUCAACAAACACGACUGCGUCUGCGACAUCGUCGUCUGUUGCAACGUUGCCACAAACUGAUACUGCUAACUUGACCGAACACAAAACGAUUCCAACACUCCGCAAGGUCUUAACACCGAUCUUCCAACGACGGGGCCCCUGA
This is a messenger RNA of Strongylocentrotus purpuratus (purple sea urchin), 733 nucleotides long. RefSeq lists its product as uncharacterized. NCBI's taxonomy places the organism in Eukaryota, Metazoa, Echinodermata, Echinoidea, Camarodonta, Strongylocentrotidae. The transcript is spliced from 3 exons. The record is from RefSeq and is a predicted model, not a curated record. Bases 332 to 733 code for a protein of 133 amino acids.